UCGUAGUCGCGGUGUCGAGUUCAGAGUCAGUCAGUCAGUAUUGUCGAGCGUAAUUGGUUGCGUUUUUCUGAAUCACCGAAAUAAUAAUAGUACAUACACAGCAAACACAGUCUUUAGCCAUUGGCAGUAGCAACAGCAGCAGCAGUGGCAACUGCAGUGCAUUACCAGCAGCAGUAGCAGUAGCAGUGUGCAAUUGCAAUAUAUAUAUCGUUUACAAGAUCCCAGGGGAAGAGAAGAGGAGCGAGACCGUUUUCGCAGAACACGACUUCGAACGCGGCAGGAUAAGCGAAACAAAAAAUAAACGGAACGAAGAAGUUUAGCGAGAUACAUAACGUUUGGUCUAUUUUGUCUAAUCUUUGCCAAUCCACAGUAACGAUCCGCGUAGUCUUCUGCUGGUGGUUCUGCUACGACGCAAACACGACGCAAUCGCUGAGAAGUGGGAUAAUUAGGAUUUUGUACGGUUAAUUCGGAACGUGAGAGAGUGUUCGUGGUAUAGAAACGGGUUCGAGGAAAUUGUCUAUUGAAUUUUUCGGAUCCGGCUGAUCGAUUACGCUAGUGGCAGAUUGAAAAGAAGAAGCAAAAAUCGAUUUUCUGAGGCCAAACAACAACAAUAAGAAUCUGCGCUCGGAAACACGCUGGCGAAUUCCAUCGAAAAGGGAAUCAACCGCGAAUCAACCAGCUGGAUCAAUCGAUCGAUCGAGUUCCCUGUUGUUGCCAUUGAGCAGAACUACGCGAACGGGUUUCCAGAAGCCGCGGUUCAAGUGACAAUUCUCAGUUCAGUUGUUUUCGUUUUCGUCCAUCCAUAAUUCAUCUGUUGACCAGAUUUCAAGUGAUUUGCCUCCAAAGUGACUAAACGGUGCGUCGUGGAGCAUCAGCCGGACAGUUUCCUUGGUGCGGGUGCGAGUGUGGGCGCCAGUGUCAGCCAGUGUAGGACGAAAUUCGAGACCUUUCGCUCUUCCUCGCGCAGCGAAUAGAGCAUAUUUGACUACAAUUUUCGUGAAUGUUCGUGACUGUUGUCGGUCGCACGCAAAGAAAAUUCUUUCGGUGAGUCGGGAAAUAGUAAUAAAAAAAAGAGAAAAACAAGUGAAUUCGAAAGUUUCCAUCUUUUGCUUCGUACCGCAGUACAAGUGAUAACAAUUCGAAUCCAUUAGCUGGAGAGCGGGUUGGCCUGUGUGUUGCUUUUCCAAAACCACCGAAAAAAAAGGAAGCAAUCCACCGCCAAGGAAAAAUAAAUAUCGAGCUUUUCGAAAUUUCGGUUCGGGUAAAAGAAGAAAACCAGAAGGCAAAAGAAGAAAGCAUACGGUUUUUUUUUUCGGUAUGUACAAAUAUAUCGAUGUGCUCGGAGAGGUAAAUACGUAAUUAGUACAACGCGAGGAGCUCCGUUUUCUUUGGCUUCUUUUCCGUUGAUUUUGGUUUCUUCUCUCGGUUCACAAUAAAAACGUAGUCACCGUUGACGUCCCUGACACGUUGCCGCGCCUCCGUCGUCGUCCGACGCGCCUGCUGAGUGAGUGAGAAGAAGUGAGGUCGCUCGGAAGCAGAAGAGCACCGAAGAAAACAUCAGUUCGAUCGAAAAGAAAAAUUGUAGCGAAGAAGAGCAGAAAUAUAAUACAACAAAAAAGCAGUUUAUAUCAAUAACAUCGGAGGUUUGUGUGUGCCAAGCGCGGAGCCUAACAAGCGCCCAUCGAACAGCCUCUGCUUUGUGUGUUACUUCUGUUAUUCAAUUUUUUUCCCUGUGGAUCGGAUAAACGAAAAUUUGUUUUCAUGAUAUCUGCUUGGAUAAAUCCCUAUAAUGAGAAGGUAUGUGCGUCAGUGUACUUACAAUUAUCGUACUGAGUGAUACUUGGAAAUAACAACGCCGGUUUUGGAGAAGUGUGGAACUCUGAACGUUCCCGACUCCCACAACCAGCGGAUCAUGGACGGCUAUCAUGUGCAAGCUCAGGACAGCAAUGGCACCUACUACCAUCACAAUGGCACCUACCAGAAGCACAGCCAACAGUCACUUCAAUAUCAUCAACAGCAACAUCAACAGCAACAGCAGCAUCACCAGCUAGCACCACAGUUGUAUUCGAGCCACAAUCAUCAGCAUCACAACAACAACAACAACAACAGCAACAACAAUCAGAGCAACAGCGUUGCUGGCGGUUACACGACUCUGAGCUAUGCUCACUCGGAUGCUGGCUUCGUAUCGCCACCACCGUCACCACGUUCCAACAGUUCGCUAGUUUCCUGUGCCUCCUCUUCCUACUCGUCGGCUUCGUCCUCGGUUUCUUCGUCUUCUUCAUCGGCCGUAUCGUCGGCAGCGUCCACUUCUUCCGGUCUGUCGUCGGCUGGAUCGGAGAAUGGAUCAUCCUACGAAAAUUUGGACAACUCAGCCCAACGGCUAGCGGUGCUGUCGUUCGAGCAGGUCAAGAAGCUUAACGACGUAAUGAACGAACCCGUUGCCAUCCAUGGCCGUGGGAACUUUCCGACCCUGGAGGUUAGGCUGAGGGAUCUGGUAAACAUGGUACGUGGCAAGUUGGAAGCCGAAGUCGCUGCCGGUGGAGCCGGUAUGACGGUGAAGGAUAUCCGGCUCAACGGAGGAGCUGCUACUCACGUGCUGGCUUCGGAGGCACAGCCAUACAACGAUCUGGAUUUGAUCUUUGCUGUGGAGUUUAGCUCGAACCGACACUUCGAUCGUGUCAAGUCAGCGGUUUUGUCUUCGUUGUUGGAUCUGUUGCCGGAAGGAGUGGUGAGGAGGAGGAUAACGCAGUGUUCGCUAAAGGAAGCUUACGUUGGGAAGAUGGUGAAGGUAAACAACGACGGCGAUCGCUGGAGUCUGAUCUCGCUGGGAAACUCGCCAGGACACAAGAACGUCGAGCUGAAGUUUGUCGAUACGAUGCGUCGACAGUUCGAGUUCAGCGUCGAUUCGUUCCAAAUUGUGCUCGACUCGUUGCUGCUGUUCUACGAUUGUACCGAGCAGCCGAUGAUCACGGAGAAUUUCUACCCAACCGUAGUUGGGGAGUCGGUUUAUGGCGAUUUCCAGGAAGCUUUGUACCACUUGCAGAAGAAGCUGAUAUCGACGAGGCAACCGGAGGAAAUUCGGGGCGGUGGUUUGCUCAAGUAUUGUAACUUACUCGUGAGGAACUAUAUUCCAGUUGAUCCGCAAAAGAUCAAAACCUUGGAGCGUUACAUGUGCUCGCGGUUCUUCAUCGACUUUCCGGAUAUUGAACAGCAGCGGAUUAAGUUGGAGAGCUAUCUGAGGAAUCAUUUCUGGGGCGAGGUAGAGGAACAUCUGCAGUAUCAGUACCUGAUGCAUUUAUACGAGGUAGUGGAGCAGAGUACGGUCUGUCUGAUGGGUCACGAGCGUCGCCAGACGUUGAUGCUGAUCGAGUCACUCGCGAUGCAGGUGUUAUACCGGGAACAACAGCAAAACCCGGCCACCAUUAUUACCACCACGAGUGCACUGCAACAACACACGGCACUUCAGCUACAGCCGCUACAGACCCAGCUCUCUCAUCUGAGCUUACAGCCGCAGCCACACUCACCAGUUCAGCAGACUGUUAUCCACCAUCAUCAUGCGCCGGUUACGUCCCAGACGCAAACACUGCAAUUGCAGCAUCCACAGGCGCAACACCAACAGGCUGGACAAGCUCAACCGCAAACUAUCUCGCUGGCGCCGCAGCCCGCUGGUCUUCUCUACGCUAAUGGAAUCUACUAUGCUCCAGUCAUCCCAACGACGCUCUGCACCUGCAACACAACGUGGCUAACGACGUGAUCGCCCUACGGCGCAAAGUAUGCCACCAAUAGUAGCAUCAAUACCACCACAACUACAACCACCAACAAUAAUAGCAACAACAUCUGCAGCAGUAGUAGUAGCAGCAGUAGCAGCAGCAGCAGCAGCAACAGCAGUAGUAGUAGUAGUAGCAGUAGUUCAUCGCCACCGCUGCUAGUGGGAUCGAUCAUUAGCAUCACUACCACACCGAUAGUGACAACUUUUGACCCGCAGUCUUCACACUCAUCGUCAUCGCCGGCGCCGUUGUCCAUCUGCAGUACUACCGAGAACGAUUACUUUGCACUCGAUAACCACAGUCGGUAUUUUACCAAUAUUUUAGUGUCGGAUAGAUGAUUACUAGGACCGUAAGUGAGCGAGCCCACGUUUUCUGCUUUCUGCGACAGACACAGACAUAGACUUACAAACAUGAACACACACACCCACACACACUUUCGAACAUUCAUUCGGAUUGUGUCCCGUAGUAGUGUGAAUUGCUGAAACGUAGUAGGUCAACCGAAAACUAACACCACAAUCCAAAAUCGAUCAUUAUUUUAAAAAGCGCAUUUUGUAAUAUGAACUAACAAAAAUUUUUGAACACUUUGUAAGAAUAAAAUUUCAAUCUAAUAUAAAUACAAUCGAUUGAUGGUUGGAAGCUCUUGCCAAAGAAGAAAAAAAAGUAAGUGAAACAAGUUUAACGGAAACAGUGGCGUUGGCAGUGACAGGAUUUCCGUAGCUUCAAGUUUAUUAGUUUUGGUCAAACAUUCGUCGAAGCAAUAAUGGAUUGCCACCCUGUGGACUAACUUCCAAUUCUGCUAGGCACAAAAAUCAAUCUCUCACAUUUACACACGCACUCAUACGACGGUUACCGGACACAAAUUUUGUUAUGUGAUAGCACAACGCCAUCUAUGGAGAAUAAUGCUAAGCUAUACAGAAUAUUAUGCUAGCAAAUGUACAAAAUUGUAGAAACAAAAAAAAAAACAAAUAUUUUAACAAACAACGCGUACGUCGGUGUCGUCGUCGUCGUCGUGACGGCCCUCAAUGCAACCAACAGUUUUAAACUCUGUGUAUGUGUAUGUCUAUUACCAAUACAAACUAUUGUAAAUGUUUUCCCCGGUAGUUGCUAGAUACUGUGAUGAUGAUGCUUUCCACAGUAUGUACAGAAUGUGAAACAAUUAUAUACAAAGCAUGAACAAUGUGGUGCAUGAUGCCACCAAUACCACGAAUCGUAUAAAAUUUUAAUGUGGUGAUUUUACUAAUCAAUUGUCUAAACUUUUUUCCGAUUACCAGCAAAAAAAAGCAAUUUUUAACUUGUAGGUGAAAUUUAGCUUUUCCAAAACCUCGAUUUCAAUAUUAACAGAAAAAAAAUAAAACGAACAAAAAACCAACCAGAAAUGCUGAAAAUACUGCCCACUCUCCGUUGAGUGCGCCACUGUUUCACUGUUUCGAAUUGUUGAGUACCUUAACCUAGAGUGCCUAAAAAACCAGAGUGACGACAUCUCCUCCGUAAUGUUGGCAACAAUUCAAAACAUUUACUCCAUCGAAAUGUUGACAGUUUCGUUAGCUUCACAUCGUAUUCGACAGGUCGUUUGUUCGUUUGGAUGGAGCAAAGAUGCGGUCGUCACUCUGGUUUUUGAGGCACUCUCCCUUCACCGAAGCCAACCACCACCGGUCACUAUUGCGUCCCAAACGGAAAAUACUGUAGCUGUGCAAAAAACAAAAAAAACAAAGCAGGCGAAGAAAAGUGCUACCGUUGCUGCACGCGAAUUAAAAUGCAAUUUUCGAUUUCCUUUGGAAAUUAUGCAAUUCAUCCGCGCGCCACUGACGGUUUAGCUGCGGUGUUUCGGUGAAAAACGAUUGUGAGUCUAAUUUUAAUUUGCGAUAGAAGGGGAAGGAGCUAUGCUUGCUUUUUUUUUGCGUUUUACUAUAAACGAUAAUUUGUAUGGCGAUCGGAAGUGGAAAGUUGACCGGAGUUAGCUUAACGACUUUAUCGAAUCGGUUUUACCGUAGAAAACAAGGGCGUCCGAGUGGAGUUCGAGUCUUGUCGGUUUAUUGAUAUGCUAAACACUAUAGCUUCUCUGUGGUUUGUCAAUUCGCGACGAAAAAAAAAUAGAACCAUUUCAAAUGGUUCACUAUCUUCCUUUGAAACAGAACCCAAACGAGUUGCACAUAUCUAACGGAAUUCACGCAGAAGAGCUUUUUCAAUUCUUUUAAUCGAUGAAAUGUUAAAGUAACGGAACCCAAUCUCUAUCAACUUCUGAGUACUUUGUCAAAUUGUUGACACAUUUCCCCUAAAUGGUUUGGAAAGUCUCUACCGCAACUCUGCGAUCAACGUCUAUAGGACCGAUAAUUCAAUUUUAUUCGAAUUCUAUCGGUCAUAUCUCAUUUCCGGAACAUAACCGAUCGAAUGUUUGAGAUUUUAAUGUCACUCGAUCGUAGAUCACCAUUCUCUAGCUUCUCCGCUUAGUGUUCUCAUGUUCAACAUUAUAUCAUUUGGAAUUCGUACAACAUGUCCACUCUGUUAUAAUCAAUAUCAGCUUCGUUAUAAGCUCAUUUAUUACGCUGUCAGUUUCCAUUCUCAAUCUUACCAUCAAAUAUUCGAAGUGGAAUUUUGACGUGAAUACAUUUUAAUUUAGUGGGGGAUGUCCUUUCAAAGCUCGCACUUCAAAAAAGUGGAUAAAUCUUGAACGUGAAUAUCUCAUACUGCAAUGAAGGUAAAAAUGUUAAUAUUAUUUUUUUUUCGAUUACUUUACUCGGCCUUUAAUAUCUCCGGUCGUUCACCGGAUGGUGGUAAAACGUAUUUCUUGCACAAUAUACAAUUGUGAAAUAUUCUUAGCAAAUACUGCUGAGUGGUGUAAAUUUAAGAAAUAACGAGCAUCGAUGAAAAAAGAACUUUUAACGUGAGUUAAAGUUUAACGGGGGCUCGGACUGCGGUUACGACUGUUUUUUUUUCACGUUAGACUGUACACGAUGUUGUACCCAACAAUCACACAAAAACCACACAAAAUGCCUCUGUAAUCAGGGCACAUAGGAAAAUUACCGUCCCCAUCAAAUGAAAAAAAAAACUGUAUUCCGUAUCAUUCAACUGAUCCUUCUCGUCAAGGACAAACCGAAUCUAUUCAACAUCGACAGUUGCUAUUUGGCCGAUUUGUUCUGGGCACGAGUGAAAACUAUUUUCAUGUGUCGAUAUUCAGUAUAAUUUAAAAAAUAUGCAACAUUUUAUAAAUGCAAAUGUAGGAAACUUAAUUUUUUUGCCAGAGUAAAUUCAAAGUGAACUAAUCAAAUCAAGAAAUUCGAUUGUUUUUUCGCUAACGUUACUUCCGCCUUUUUUUCAAUCUGCUGUGACGCGAAUAUUUAAACAAAGCCACGCACAAUUAGCAAACGUCUUUAAUUAAUAAUGCUCACCGCGUUCUGUGGAGAGCCGUUUUUAUUGCUUAUCUCAAGAUUUUAUGUGGGAUCUUAUUUCGCAAGAAGUCUGGCCACUGGACACUGCUGCAUUAGUGGGAAUUGACGACAUCGCUCCAAGUGAGUGGCAAUUAUUUUCGUUGAUAUUGGUUGAAAGAGCAAAGCAAAGUCUUGGCAUUACAUUAUUCCUUUUGUGAAAUUUGGCCUUUUAGUUCCAACAGAGAUCGUGGUCGAUUCUUAUAGCGCGUUCAGAAUCAUUGCAUGGCCAAUACUACGCUACUACUGACACUAAAAAUUCUUCCAGAUCGGGGCUCGAGAACAUACGACAACUGGAUUGUAACACCAGCGUCCUAUGCAUUGAACUGUCAACCCGUGCUCGUUGAUAUUCCGCUGACUGCUGUAUUCAAAUCAAAGAAAUUUAGCAAAUCGGUUCCUUUUCGGACUUAUACAUUAAUUCCAAAGUGUGUCUGUUUCAAUCGUAUUCAGGGUAAUGCGGUUAUGUCUCUGACAUUACAAGGUCUCGCGCUGUUUUAAGCAAAUUUACGAAAAUGUUCGAUUUUUUAAGAGGAUUUCCGAGGGUAUGCGAUUUUUUCAUGCGGGUUUUCAAAGAUAUUCGGUUCGGAAGUUAUGCGAUUUUUUGCGCGGAUUUCCGAAGACUUGCGAUUUUUUCAUGCGGGUUUUCAAAAUACGUGGUUUUUUAUGCGGAUUUCCGAAAUUAUGUGUUUGUUUUAUGUUGCGGAUUCCUGAAGUCACGCGAUUUUUUUUGUGGAUUUCUGAAGUUACGCGGGUUUUCUCAUGCGGAUUUACGAAUAUGUACGUUUUUUUUUAAUGCGGAUUUCCAAAGUUAUGUGGCUUUUUUUAUGCGGAUCUCCGGAAAUAUACGGUUGUGUAACGGGGAUUCCGGAAGUUAUACGGGAUUUGCAAAGAAAUGCGAUUUUUUUUCAUAUGAAUUUCCGAAGUUCAUGCGGAUUUCAAAAAAUAAGCGGGUUUCCGAAGUUAUGCGAUUUUUUGGUGGAUUUCUGAAGUUAUGCGUUUUUUUCAUGCGCAUUUUUGGAGCUUUGAGGUUUUUUAUAUUGCGGAUUUCCGAAGAUAUGUGACUUUAGUAAGCGAUUUUUUUUCACGGGGAUUUCGAAAAUAUUCCGUUUUUUAUGCGGAUUUCUAAAAUUAUAUGGUUUUUUUAAUAUAGCCGAUUUUCGAAGUUAUGCGAUUUUUUAUACGGAUUUUUGAAUUUAUGCGGUUUUCCCAUGCGCAUUUCCGAAUUUAUACCUUUUCUUAUAUUGCGGAUUCCUGAAGUGACGCAAUUUUUUGUGGAUUUCUAGAGUUAUGUGUUUUUUUUUCAUGUGAAUUUCCGAGAAUAAACCGUAUUUUAUCACCCCUAUUCUGUACGUCGAUCGAUUCGAAAUAUUCCGAACGAAUGUACAAUUUCCAUUCUGCAUUCCGUUCGAGUUGGGUAUGAACUCGAAUAUCAUUCGUUCGAGUUGUUAAAUUUUCGAACAUUACUCGAUCGACUUGCGAACGUAUUACUUAUGUUCGGUUUAGAAUCGUUAUAAUUUGUUUAUACAAGUGUGACGGUUUCGUUUAAUUAAUAAUAUAAAUAAUGUAGAACGUGUAAGUAGUGUUGACAGGUUUAACAGUUAGUGUUCGAAAUUUCAAGUGUUCCCGAACGAGAGUCGAUCGAAUCAUACAAGUCGAACGGAAUAAAGAAUGCAAAAUUCGAACUCGAACGAAAGUGCAGAUUCGUUCGUAUCACAAAUCCGUCGGAUUGCAGAAUCGGGGUGUAUAACGCGUUUCCGAAGUUAUGCAGUAUGGCAGAUUUUCGUAGUUAUGAGAUUUUUUAUUCGAAUUUUCGAAAAUAUGCUGUUUUUUUGCGGAUUUCCGAAGGUAUGUGAUGUUUUCAUGCGGAUUUCUGAUGUUAUUCGUUUAUUUUUAUCGCGGAUUUCCUAAUAUUUGCUGUUUUUGAUUGCGGAUUUCCGAAGAUAUGCGAGUUUUCCAACGGAUUUCCCAAGUUGUGCGAUCAUUUCUGUAGAUUUCUGAAGUUAUACGGUUUUUCCAGCGGUGUUCUGAAAAUGUGUGAUUUUUUCAUGCGGAUUUAUGCGAGGAAAUGACUUUAAUGUUUUUUAACGCUUCAAGUGUCGAAUAGAAACAUUUAUCACCCUUCAAACAAACGUGUUGCUAAAACCAAAGCGAAUAUACAUUUCUCUAGAGACAGUUGUUUAAACAGUUUUAAACCCACACGGAACGACCGAAAUUAGCUCUGCGCCUAAUUCGUAUUACUGUUUUUGAAUUAGUUGAUUUUAACAACAAAAUUUCCAAAAUAACUAUAAAAUUAGUUAAAAUUGAGAAUUUACUUUGCUGAAAAAAACUCUUAUUUUUAGAGAAUGUGUUUAGUUGGCGAAUAUUCUGGACACAAACCAGCAAUAUUUCAAUCCAGUACGAAAUUCUCAUUGACAACAAAUUUUGUUAUUAAAAUCAGAAAAUUUGUUUCUAUUUAUCUAUCACCAUCAUUACUGAAGGACAGGACAAAGAAAACGAGGAAGGACAGGACAAAGAAAAGAGUUGAUAGAGCAUUCCUAUAAUUCUUCGUAGUUUCGUCCAUUUAUCUUUCCUCUCGUAUAUUUCUCAUUGCCAGUAAUGAACAGUGGAAACUGAGCACAGGAAGCUUCUGUUAUUUAAACACCAAACCCAAAAAAUAACCAUUUUUCCGAUUUGAUUUUGAUGAUAUUUUGAGCUUUUCAUCGAAUAUUUGGGACACUUGGUCAGCUAACUCAAGCGAACAGGUUGUUUUAUCAUCUUUUCACCGAGUCACCUUUCAACUCGCCUUCAACUUCUGUUCUUCAAUACUACAUGGAAUGAGAAGUCGCGGGCCUUACAAAGAAAAACUCGAUUUUUUACCGUGAAAACUUUGUUGUUCUUCAGUAUAAUCUCCAUCUAGAGCGAUACACUUUACCAAUCGGUCUUCCAACAUUUUUAAACCCUUAAAAAAAAAGAUUUGUCAAGGCAUUCAAAAUAAGCUUCCGUUCCUGUAAUAACCUUCGCCGAUAAUUUCUUUCCCUGGAGAAACCUUUUCAGGUUUGAAAAUUGAUAAUAGUCGCUAGGAGCCAGCUCUGGAGAAUACGGGGAAUGGUGAAUCAAUCCGUACCACAAAUCAUUUAAUUUCACCGUUGCUUUUACGCAUGAAUGUUCUGGUGCGUCUUUUUCCAUAGCUUGAUGAAAACGAGAACUCGUCUGACACGAUCAGCUGUUAUUCAAACACUAGUGGAUAAAUUGUCAAGAAAUUUGGUAUUGGACCAUCUAGAGACUUGUUCGAAACUAUUCACGUCUUUCCUGUGAGAGGCCCGGGACUGUUCAUUGCAUGUAGUAUUCCUCAAUUGGGUGGAAUUCAGGAUACGUUUUCGAAGAAAUCGAUUUUGUUUCGAUACCACUAUAUCACUACUCCGCAAUAGUGUACGCUUGCCAGGUCAGACCAAAACUUUACAGAUCCAUUUUGAGCUUUCAUGGACCGAAGGAUACACUGUUUGUGCUUGAAUCGUGUGGAAAUUCGUAGUCUUGUUUGUCACGAAACCCCGGUCUGUGAGGACGAAUCCUUCGUAUCGCGUUAGAACCUCAUUGUACAACUUCCGGGUAAGCCUUUUGCAACUAGAUUCCGUUCAAGUGCUCUGUUUGGCUACUAGCUGGCCCGAAAAGAGUUAGUUCCUUCUCGCAGACGAAUCCUGCAGAAUUCAGUUUUCAAAUUCGGAUCAAGAAUGCAGCUCCAAACUUCGGUUAUAGAAUCCAGAUCCGGAAUCAGGUGAAAAAAUCUUCAAAAUCUAGUUCCUGAGUUCAGUUACACUUCUAGAAUUGAGGAACUGAAUUUUGGAACCAAUUCUAGACCAAACCUGCAAUGCAUUUUUGGUCCGAAGUUCCCGAACUUCAGGUUCAGAUCCCAAUUGCAGAGUUCUGAAUUUGAAUUUCGGACAGACAUUCUGGAGCUGAAUUCUAGUCUGAACCUCAAUUUCAGUUCCUAAAUUCGGUUUCAAGAUUUAGAUCCAAGUCCAGAGUUAAUCCAGGUGUAGAAUCAAAAUCCUGAUCUCCGUUCUAAACUUCGAUUCCAAAAUCCAGGCUCAUAAUCAAGUUUUGAAAGUCGGUUCCAGUUCGUGAAUUCUGAAAAUCGAUUCUGACCUUGGAUUCUGUACUGAAGGCACUGAUCUGGUUUUUAGAAUAGAAAAAUAAAUCUGAUCUUUGAUUCAAAAACUAAAAUUUUGAGAACUGAACUCUAGAAUUGUAUUCUAGACCUGUUUUCUGGUCUGAACUAAACGAGCCAACUACGAAGGCUAGAUUGAAGGAAGCAUCAAAUUUUUACCUUCUUUAUUUGUAAAACUAUUUAGAAAACUUUAAUUUCGAGUUAUUCAUGAUUAUCUCACACGACUGAAAAUUCUAUCACAAAUUGCUGAUCAUAUCUCCGAUGAUGGGGAGAACCUUUUUUUGUUGAUACGUUGCAUAAAACAAAAUAAAUACACAAUCAAAAACUUAUCACUUUCACAUAUGAUCAUUUUUGAAAAGGCUCCCCAUAGUAAUGUAAGACGUAUUCACGUCAAAAUUUGCACCAAAAGCUAUACUCUUGUUGGCCAGAUUUGAACUCAUUCGCUGUCGCCGGUAGCAACAACGGGCAGCACUGCCUACUGAAUGAAUACAUAGUCAACAGAAAUGUCAACAAACGGAAAACGUCAAACAUCUGACGUACGACUGCUUGGUGGUUGGUUAUACAAUAAAAAAAAAACAAUGAAACCCAGUCAGUGAAAAUGACAAAUCAUCAAAUUGAUUGUGUCGAGCUAGGAAGAAUAUUGACGCAUUUGUUUGACAACAACAAAAGAAGAACAAACAAAGACUAACAACAGAUAAUUUCGUUCUAGUAGAGGGCCUAGUAGCGUUUCAAGAUUGUGGGAACCCAGUGCAAAUCGAUUGAUGAAAUAAGAUGAAAUGAGCUUCCAUCCAUCUUAAAUAUAAACACACUUACACA
Messenger RNA from Malaya genurostris, 12149 nucleotides. Its product is annotated as terminal nucleotidyltransferase 5C. Lineage: Eukaryota; Metazoa; Arthropoda; Insecta; Diptera; Culicidae. The coding region runs from base 1913 to 3754 and encodes 613 amino acids. Gene Ontology annotation, biological process: mRNA stabilization. The record is from RefSeq and is a predicted model, not a curated record. The transcript is spliced from 3 exons. Gene Ontology annotation, molecular function: RNA binding; poly(A) RNA polymerase activity.